Molecule: messenger RNA, 1932 nt
Organism: Caenorhabditis bovis
Lineage: Eukaryota; Metazoa; Nematoda; Chromadorea; Rhabditida; Rhabditidae
Source: the annotation of a GenBank genome assembly
AUGCCGAAACUUCUUGGUAUUGAUUGGAUUGACUUGAAUGCUUCAUGGGAUCGCAAAAAGACCUACUUUGGAACGCUGUUCCAUUCGUUUAUUCUUUAUGGAUUAACCACGAUCAGCAUGAUGGUCCCUAUUUUUCUGAUUUGCACAUUUCAAUGGCACCUAGUGAUUUUGUACGGCGUUUGGUAUUUGAUUGAUCGGAAUUCGUCGAAGCGCAGCGCGUACACCAGCGAAUGGGUUCGUGGAUGGCGAGUUAAUAAAUGGUUCGCCGAUUAUUUCCCGAUGAGCAUUCAUAAGACUGCCGAACUAUCACCGGACCAUAACUACUUAUUCGCCUGCCAUCCACAUGGCAUAAUCUCGAUUGCCGUUUGGGUGAACUUCGCCACCAAUGGCACCAACACCAAAGAGUUGUUCCCCAAAUUAGUGUUCAACAUUUGCACGAUACCCUUCAAUUUUCUGUUCCCAAUUAAGCGUGAGCUUCUCCUACUAUUCGGCUUCAUUGAUAGCUCGCGUGAAGCGAUUCGGUACAAUCUGAAUGCGAAUCGGAAUAAGGGACGAGCGGUGUGCAUUGUGAUCGGCGGAGCCGAAGAAGCACUCGAUGCUCAUCCCGGAUGCCAUACGCUGACGCUCAAAUCGAGAAAGGGAUUCGUUCGCGAGGCGCUUAUCACUGGAGCGCACUUGGUGCCCGUCUACUCAUUUGGAGAAAACGAAAUCUUCGAGCAGCUGGCCAAUCCGAUCGGAUCUCGACUCCGCCAGUUCCAGGAGAAGGGCAAACGGCUUCUCAGCGUCUCCUCGCCGCUCUUCUACGGUCGUGGCGUGUUUCAAAGGGAUUUCGGCUAUCUUCCGUUCAGAAAGCCGAUCGACACUGUUGACUUGUUUUUUUUGGAAUUAAAUAUUGAAUAUCAGCGAAUUAUGCCGAAAUUUCUCGGAAUCGAUUGGGUCGACGUGAACGCGUCGCUGGAUCGCAAAAAAACCUACUUCGGCGUUCUGUUCCACUCAUUCAUCAUCUAUACAUUAUCGCUUUUGAGUAUUGCGGUACCGAUUUUUCUGAUUUGCACAUUCCAAUGGCUUCUUCUACUCCUCUACGGCGUUUGGUAUUAUGUUGAUCGGAAUUCGCCGAAAUGCGGCGGUUAUUCGAGCGAAUGGGUUCGUGGAUGGCGAGUUAAUAAAUGGUUCGCCGAUUAUUUCCCGAUGAGCAUUCAUAAGACUGCCGAACUAUCACCGGACCAUAACUACUUAUUCGGCUGCCAUCCACAUGGUAUCAUCGCGAUUGCGGUUUGGGGAAAUUUCGCCACCAAUGGCACCAACACCAAAGAGCUUUUUCCAUACAUCAAUUUUAACGUGUGCACUCUUCCCCUCAAUUUCGCGUUUCCCGUGAGGCGCGAAUUUCUGCUUCUGUGCGGCUGUAUUGACAGCUCGCGCGAGUCGAUUCGCUACACACUCGACUCGAAUCGCAAUAAGGGACGAGCGGUGUGCAUUGUGAUCGGCGGAGCCGAAGAAGCACUCGAUGCUCAUCCCGGAUGUCAUACGCUGACGCUUAAAUCGAGAAAGGGAUUCGUUCGCGAGGCGCUUAUCACUGGAGCGCACUUGGUGCCCGUCUACUCAUUUGGAGAAAACGAAAUCUUCGAGCAGCUGGCCAAUCCAAUCGGCUCGCGAAUCCGCCAACUACAGGAGAUGGGCAAGCGGUUUUUCAGCGUCUCGCAGCCGCUCUUCUACGGUCGUGGCGUGUUUCAAAGGGAUUUCGGCUAUCUUCCGUUCAGAAAGCCGAUCGACACUGUUGUCGGAGCGCCGAUUCCAGUGGAGAAAGUCGAGAAUCCAACGCGCGAGCAGAUCGACGAACUCCAUCAGCUGUAUAUUCAAAAGCUCACCGAGCUCUUCAAUGAGCACAAGACCAAAUAUGGCGUCGACAAGGACGUCGAAUUAAUUCUUCAGUAA